This is a messenger RNA of Rotaria sp. Silwood2, 675 nucleotides long. Lineage: Eukaryota; Metazoa; Rotifera; Eurotatoria; Philodinida; Philodinidae. The record is from the annotation of a GenBank genome assembly.
AUGAAAUCAAACUCAAAUGAGAUAUUAAGAAAAAAGAUUUGUCCAUCUACCGGAACCUUAGCCAUAUUCGAUAAAUCGGAUCGCGCACAGCAAUUAUGCUUAUGGCAAGUAUUUCGAGAUUUAAAAAUUCGUCGUAAUUCUAAGGUGGCAGAUGUUGGAGCAGGAAGUGGUUGGCUUACUGUACGACUUGCUGCAUUUGUUGGUCCACAAGGCAAAAUAUAUGCAGUAGAAAUUUUGCCUAGAUACGUUUCAUAUAUCGAAGAAGAGAUUAAAAAACAUAAAUUAAACAAUGUUGAAGUAAUUCUUGGUACAACGACAGAUCCAAAAUUACCCGAGAAUGCAUUAUCUGCAGUCAUGAUUUUAAUUGCUUAUCACGAAUUCGAGAAACCAAUUACGAUGUUAACUAAAAUUCGUGGAGCGAUGAAAAUUGGCGCACGACUUGGCAUUUUAGAAAGAGAUAACAAUCAAAUGCGAAAAGAAGCGCGCGAAGCUUAUGCUAAAACAGGAUAUAUAUUACAUCGUGUCAAUGAAACAUUGGCUGAUAAUUUUGUAACUAAUGAACAUUAUUUAGCACUUGAUAUUGUUGUACGAGAAGCCAAAUUAGUUGGAUUCACAUUUUUAUUUGCUCGCGAACUCGGUGGGGACUACUAUAUUGCUGUUUUUGUUAAUUCUUAG